AUGCCAACUGAUGGCACCUCUAUACCUCACAAAACUCCAACUUCUGCAAAGCCGAAAUUCUGGAGUCACGCUUCCAAUAAAGGCCCGGAUGGAAAAGAUAUUAUUGUACAUUAUUGCAAGACUUUGAAAAGCACCGAAGAGGUAGCAAGGCACUUCUUAGAUGACAAGACGCUGGGAUUUGAUCUGGAGUGGAAAGCUCAGGCCUCCGCGUCAGACUGUAUCCAAAACAAUGUCUCGCUAAUACAGAUUGCAAACAAAAGCCGAAUCGCAUUAUUCCAGCUUGCGUUGUUUAAGCCAGUCCGGGGAGUAGAAGAUCUGGUGGCUCCUUCUCUUGCGAAAAUCCUUGAGUCCCCCGAUAUUACUAAAGUCGGGGUAUCUGUAAAAGCAGACUGCACCCGCCUGCGCAAAUAUCUGGGAAUUGAUGCGCGUGCAAUCUUUGAGCUCAGUCAUUUGUACAAAUUAGUCAAGUACUACCACUCGAACCCGCGCCUAAUAAACAAAAGACUUGUCAGUUUGAAUGAUCAGGUUGAAGAGCAUUUUGGGCUGCCCUUGGUAAAAGAAGAUUCCGUGCGCUGCAGUGAUUGGACAUUUGCCCUAAAUUACCAUCAAGUUCAAUAUGCUGCAACUGAUCCUUAUGCCUGCCUUUGCCUGUUCGAUACGAUGGACUCCAAGAGAAAGGCUUUAAACCCAGUGCCGCCUUUGCCAGCACAUGCAGAGCUAGAUCUACCAAUUCAAAUAGUUUGCAAAUCUCGUGAACAUACCGAAUCAGAGGAUGUCCAAAUCGUCAACGAGACGGGAAGUGCGCCAGCCGAGAAACGCCCUUAG
This is a messenger RNA of Aspergillus tanneri, 825 nucleotides long. RefSeq names its product 3'-5' exonuclease. Bases 1 to 825 code for a protein of 274 amino acids. The transcript is spliced from 2 exons. Gene Ontology annotation, molecular function: nucleic acid binding; 3'-5' exonuclease activity. NCBI's taxonomy places the organism in Eukaryota, Fungi, Ascomycota, Eurotiomycetes, Eurotiales, Aspergillaceae. The record is from RefSeq and is a predicted model, not a curated record. Gene Ontology annotation, biological process: nucleobase-containing compound metabolic process. Gene Ontology annotation, cellular component: nucleus; cytoplasm.